Molecule: messenger RNA, 762 nt
Organism: Triticum turgidum subsp. durum (durum wheat)
Lineage: Eukaryota; Viridiplantae; Streptophyta; Magnoliopsida; Poales; Poaceae
Source: the annotation of a GenBank genome assembly
AUGGACGUCCUGGCGCCGCUGUCCCGCGCGCAUAUCGGCUCGCCGGCCGCGGCGGCCGCCUCCGCUCGCCCAUACGUUCUUCAUCGUUUCAACCGGAGGACCAUCCGCCGGCGAGGCGCCGGCCUGCGCUGCCGCCGGCGCCUGCUCAGCGCGCGGGGAGAGCGCCCGGCUCCGGAUGACGAUGAGGACGACGGGGAGGUGGCUGGGUUCGACGCAGCGGUGGCGCUAUUCAACGGCGGGGAGUACCACGCGUGCCACGACGUGGUAGAGGAGCUCUGGUACAGCGCCGAGGACCCCGGCCGGACGCUCCUCCACGGCGUCCUCCAGUGCGCCGUAGGCUUCCACCACCUCUUCAACCAGAACCACCGCGGCGCCAUGAUGGAGCUCGGGGAAGGCCUCUGCAAGCUCCGCCGCCUGCGCCUGGAGGACGACGGCGACCAAGGGCCCUUCUCUCGAUUCCGGGACGAGGUCGCCGCCGUGCUCAGCUUCCUCUACCGCACCCAGAAGGAGCUCGCGGCAUGUAACGACGAGCUGUGCUUGGCCAUGGAUGGCUCCGCGACCUCGUACCAGCUGCUCGGCGACUUCGCUGCCGGGCAGCGGCUGUACCGGCAGGGAGUCGACGCGGACGGCGUCCCGAGCAUCCUCUUCUCCGGCCGCUCAUCCGGCGACUACCUCGCUCCUCCAUGCACGGUGAAACUUCCAUCGCUACACGCCACGGAGCAGCACCUCGCGGCGCUCCAGCGCGCGCACGAGUACUCGUAG